This is a messenger RNA of Rhododendron vialii, 725 nucleotides long. RefSeq lists its product as uncharacterized. The transcript has 3 exons. The coding region runs from base 197 to 439 and encodes 80 amino acids. The record is from RefSeq and is a predicted model, not a curated record. Lineage: Eukaryota; Viridiplantae; Streptophyta; Magnoliopsida; Ericales; Ericaceae.
AAACGAAAACGUCCCUAGUUUUACCCAAAACUGGUCUCCAAUACUGUUUGCGAACCGGACCCACAUGACUCCUCCCUAUAUAAUCCUAUCCUAGGGUUUGUUGACUCUAAUCAUCAUCACACUCUACUCCCACCUGAUCGAAAUAUCUCUCUCUCUCUCUCUGCAUCUAGGAUUACUACUGUGAAACCGAUCAUCGAUGGCUAUGCGAAGAUCAACGGCGGUGCUUCGUUUAAUGGAGGCCCAACGAAGGCCAGGCCUUCGCUACUUGAGCGAUGACAGGGGCCGUGUCCUUAGCGAGGAAGAGCGUGCUGCUGAGAACGUCUACAUCCAGAAAAUGGAGAGGGAGAGGAUGGAGAAGCUGAGGCAGAAGGCUGAGAAAGAGAAGGCAGAGAAGGAGAAGGCAGAGAAGAAAGCUGAAGGAGAGGCUCAUAAGAGCUGAACUGGUCUCUUCACCGACUUGUGGAGCUCUUGCUUUGGAAAUACUACGAGUCGAUGAUGAACGUUGUUGUUACAACAAAUAAAUGUACAUUAUCACUUGGCAUGGCUUUUCGAUGACCGUUACUUUGCGUGACUGUUUAUGAGAAUGGUUAUCCGUAUGAAGUUUGACCAUUGUUGAUGUUUAUUGGUAAUAACUUCAGCUGUGCUAUUGUGGGCAGUUUUUAAUUUUACAAGAUGAUGUUCUCGCCUGUUCCCCUUUAAUGGUAUUGACUCAACAGUUCAUUCUA